AUGGCGCCAGAUCCGAAGCUUGAGCUUAGCCAGCACAUCCCCUGGAGCGAACCGGCUUGGUAUUCUUCGCUCCGGUCGCCCUACUACAACGACAGUCAUCGGCGACUACGGGAUAACAUACGACAAUAUAUAGACAAGAACGUCCUCCCCUACUCUUUCGAAUGGGAAGAAAAGGGAGAAGCGCCAGUGGAGGCUUCCAAGGCUUGGCUGCGGUCGGGAAUCGGUCUGGAUGACAUCCCCCUUCAAUAUCGGCCGGCCAACGUGCCCAACUUGUCGGGAUUGCCUCCAGGUCAACUUGACGCAUUUCACAUGCUCAUCAUUGCGGACGAGACUUCAAGAAUCGAAGGCGGUGUUGGAAUCGCGCUAGGGGGGGCGUCCUCCAUCGGCGCGCCGCCCAUCAUCCACUUUGGCACGGAGGAGCAAAAGUCCAAGUGGCUGCCCGGGCUCUUCACCAAGGAAACGAGCUUCUGUCUUGGAAUCACCGAGCCAAGCGGCGGAUCUGACGUUGCCCAGUUGAGAACCACUGCUGAAAAGACUUCUGAUGGCAAGUUCUAUAUUGUCAACGGCGUCAAGAAGUGGAUUACCGGGUCGCCUUGGGCCAGCCACAUGACGACGGCGGUGCGGACCGGCGGCGAAGGCGCGCAAGGAAUUUCAGUCCUCGUUAUACCGAUGAACUCGCCGGGAAUCACCGUCGACAAGAUCCAAAACAGCGGACAGAAUGCCGGAGGUGCUUCGUUUGUGGAUCUCGACAAUGUCAAGGUCCCCAUCGAGAACUUGAUCGGUGAAGAAAACAAGGGCUUCGCCAUCAUCAUGCGCAACUUCAACCGCGAGCGCUUUCUCCUCGCCGUCCAGUGUAAUCGCAAGAGUCGAACGUGCCUCACCGCAGCAUUCCAAUACGCCCUGCAGAGAGAAACCUUUGGCAAGCCUCUGAUGCAAUACCAGGUGAUCAGGAGGAAGCUUACCGAGGUGGCACACCGGGUCGAGGCCCAUUGGGCGUGGAUGGAGCAGUUAGCGUACCACAUCGGGACCUCGCCGCAGGGGUGGCAGAGUCCGGACGUCGCAGGUCGCCUGGCCCUCCUCAAGGUCCAAGGCGGCCAGAUGGUGGAACUGGCCGCUCGCGAAGCCCAGCAAAUCUUCGGCGGUGCUGGAUAUCAGAGGAGCGGGCCUGGAGCCACCGUGGAACAGAUUAGCCGCGACUUGCGGAUGCUGGUUGUUGGCGGAGGCAGCGAAGAAAUUAUGGCCGACUUGGCCUUGCGGCAGGAACUCAUGAUGGCCAAGGCCAAGCUUAAACUAUAA
Messenger RNA from Cordyceps fumosorosea ARSEF 2679, 1296 nucleotides. Its product is annotated as acyl-CoA dehydrogenase. Gene Ontology annotation, molecular function: oxidoreductase activity, acting on the CH-CH group of donors; flavin adenine dinucleotide binding. The transcript is spliced from 2 exons. Lineage: Eukaryota; Fungi; Ascomycota; Sordariomycetes; Hypocreales; Cordycipitaceae. The coding region runs from base 1 to 1296 and encodes 431 amino acids. The record is from RefSeq and is a predicted model, not a curated record.